This is a messenger RNA of Alternaria postmessia, 1605 nucleotides long. RefSeq lists its product as uncharacterized. Gene Ontology annotation, molecular function: poly(A) binding. Bases 1 to 1605 code for a protein of 534 amino acids. Gene Ontology annotation, cellular component: nucleus; cytoplasm. The record is from RefSeq and is a predicted model, not a curated record. The transcript has 2 exons. Gene Ontology annotation, biological process: regulation of mRNA stability. Lineage: Eukaryota; Fungi; Ascomycota; Dothideomycetes; Pleosporales; Pleosporaceae.
AUGGCUGUGGAUUUUUCGAGCGACUCGCCUCUGGCGAUGCAGCUGCAACAGGUAGUCCAGCCGAAGCUCGCUGAGUUUGGAUGGACGACUGGCGGCGAAGACACGACGCUUUUCGAGUACAUUCUCCUUAUGCUGGCCAACGACAAGAACGAAGCGCAGGUCGCAUCAGAACUCUCAAAUGAUUUGCUCGACCUGGGUCCGGAGAACACAGAGACACAGCAGUUUGCGCAGUGGUUAUUCGAGCAAAUCGAGCACCUGAAGCAGUCGAGCGGCGGCAAUGCACAAGUCUCGCAGUCAAUCGAAAACCAGAUGGACGGCUCAUCAAACGACAACAUGGCAGCAGCGCAAGAUACAGACAUGGAAGGCGCGUCAGAAGGUCAAGGCAAUAUUCCUACAGGUCCCAAGGCUAUGCGUAACGGUAGCGGCGCCCAAGCAGCACGUCCAGCGCGCGGCGGUCGGAUGCUUAACCAGCUUAACAAGAACAUGGACCGCAACAACGACUCAGUAUUACAUCGCGUACGUGGCGCCGGCGGCGGCGUUGGAAGAGUGAACGCACACGCCCGUGAUCCACCGAAAGGCCCACGAGGCCAGAACAUUGGUCGCGGAAUGGAAGCCAUGGCCAACGGUCGUGGUAUGGGCAAUGCCAACAUGAACAUGGGGCAAACCAACGCUGGUAUGAAUGGUAUGGGAAUGGGCGGUAUGCCAGGAAUGCCCAUGCCGGGAAUGGGCGGUCAGAACAACAUGCCAGGCAUUGGCCUGAACCCGCAACAGCAAAUGGCGCUCAUGCAGAUGUACGAGCAACAGGCGCAGAUGAUGCAACAGAUCUUCUCCGGCGGCCAGCCAGCUGGCUUCGUCAACCCCAACUUCCACAACAACCGCAAUGGACCUAAGAAGCCAUUACACCAACGCAUAGAUCGGUCACACCAGGGCGGCAGAGGCAUGAACCCGAACGCCAAAACUUUCCAGAAGAAGGAGGGCGAGGACGAGACUAUGGCCGAUGGCCCAGCUGGAGAGAACGGCAGCGGUAUGGACGUCGAAAUGCCUUCUGGGCGCCCAGAUCCCUCUUCCACCAUGUGCAAGUUCAACCUGCGAUGCAGCAACCCCGACUGCCACUUUGUCCACCAGUCGCCCGCCGCGACACCUGGCACACCUGUCGACAUGAACGAUACGUGUGAUUUUGGAGCGGCGUGUAAGAACAAGAAGUGUGUUGGCAAGCACCCAUCGCCCGCACAGCGUCAAAAGUUCCAGUCAGAGCAGGAGUGUGCGUUCUGGCCCAACUGCCGCGAUCCCUCAUCCUGCCCUUACAAGCACCCUACUGCGAAGCCAUGCCACAACGGCGCCGACUGCACAGUGGAGGGUUGCAAAUUUGGCCACAGUGCCAUCAUGUGCAAGUUCAACCCGUGUUUGAACCCCCGCUGCUUGUAUAAGCACGAGCCCGGUCAAAAGAAGAACACAACUAAUGUCUGGGUUGCUCCUAAAGAGGGUGAACAUGUUAGCGAGAGGAAAUUUGUUGACGAUGAGCAAAAAGAGGAGCUUAUCAUCCCUAACAAGGACCAGGAGAUGCAACAGGCCCCGGCGAACGAGAGUGUGGAUGUGCAGUCAUAG